CUCCGCCCAGCUUCGGAAUGUGACGUGUGUGUGGGCGAGCACGUAACGGGCCGGCGGGAGCGCGCGUUGAGAUACCCUGGACUGUCACCCAGCGCACCAUGGACGAUAUCUUCACGCAGUGCCGCGAGGGCAACGCGGUGGCCGUCCGCCUGUGGCUGGAUAACACGGAGAACGACUUGAACCAAGGCGAUGACCACGGGUUCAGUCCCUUGCACUGGGCGUGUCGGGAAGGCCGCAGUAACGUCGUCGACAUGUUAAUAAUGCGAGGGGCCCGGAUCAACGUAAUGAACCGCGGAGAUGACACCCCUCUCCACCUCGCUGCGAGCCACGGCCACAGAGACAUCGUGCAGAAGCUGAUUCAGUACAAGGCGGAUGUGAACGCGGUGAACGAGCACGGGAACUCCCCUCUGCACUACGCCUGCUUCUGGGGGCACGACGACGUAGCCGAGGAUCUGGUGAAUAACUCUGCCCUGGUGUACAUCUGUAAUAAGUACGGCGAGACCCCGCUCGACAAAAGCAAAAACCACCUGCGGGAGAUUCUGAGAGAUCGCGCGGAGAAGUCGGGUCAGAACAUGAACAGAGUCCCCUAUAAAGACACCUUCUGGAAGGGGACAACUCGCACUCGGCCACGGAACGGUACGCUGAACAAACAGGCCGGCAUCGACUACACUCAGUUAACGCGGAUUCACAAGCUUAACGACAACCACUCCGGAGAGCUGUGGAAGGGGCGUUGGCAGGGGAAUGACAUCAUCAUCAAGUGUCUGAGAAUACGGGAUUGGAGCACAAGGAAGAGUCGCGAUUUCAAUGAGGAAUACCCCAAACUCAGGAUUUUCUCGCACCCCAAUGUUCUCCCGGUGCUGGGCGCCUGCCAAUCGCCUCCCGCUCCACAGCCCGUGGUGAUUACUCAUUGGAUGCCUUACGGAUCUCUAUACAACGUCCUGCACGAGGGGACCAAUCUGGUGGUCGACCAGUGCCAGGCCGUGAAGUUUGCCCUGGACAUUGCCCGUGGGAUGGCGUUCCUUCACACGCUGGAGCCCCUCAUCCCGCGCCAUUAUCUGAACAGCCGCAGCGUCAUGAUCGAUGAGGAUAUGACUGCCCGCAUCAGCAUGGCCGACGUGAAGUUUUCCUUCCAGUGCCCGGGCCGGAUGUACUGCCCAGCGUGGGUGGCACCCGAAGCUCUCCAGAAACGGCCGGAGGACAUUAACCGUCGCUCCGCCGAUAUGUGGAGCUUUGCUGUUUUGCUUUGGGAGCUGGUGACCCGCGAGGUUCCUUUCGCUGACCUCUCAAACAUGGAGAUCGGCAUGAAGGUGUCCCUCGAAGGUCUCCGUCCCACCAUCCCCCCCGGUAUCUCGCCCCAUAUCUGCAAGCUGAUGAAGCUCUGCAUGAACGAGGACCCGGCCAAGAGACCCAAGUUUGACAUGAUUGCUCCUAUCCUGGAGAAGAUGCAGGAGAAGUAACCCGUUUCCGCGCACGUGCCACGCGAUCACGUGACGUGCCACGCAAUCACAUGACCAUAGCAGCAUCUUUUCCUGAUCACAGCUUCGUAUUCCCUGCAGCGGCCGAGCAAGGUGCCACGCUCAGCUCUUUGCCAUUAACAGCCACCAAGUGCCUUCUAGAAGCUGAGGACGUCUUUAUAGCCAAGAGAGAUACUCGCGCAUGUACACAGACCCCACGCUCUCACGCGCUGCCUUAACACGUGAAAUUUACAUAUACACGCGACACACAUACAUGUGACGCGUGGCUGAAAAUUCCAGAAGUCUCCUCCUACUCGGGGGGAGAUUCACUAAGCGGUGAUAAGCGUGUGAAAUGUGUCUGCGCCGGCCCCGAGAGUCCGUAUUGUUACACAGGAGGGAAGACUCUUCGGCUCGGUGCCGCCGCUCUCUCUCUGGUGCUUUAUGGACUGCCUUGCCUGGUGGGGCCACCACCAGCCGUCCUGCCACCGCAGGAGCGCAUCAUACAGAAGCCGUGCUUGUUUUUAUUUUGGUUGCAGCAUUUUUUUUUUGUUUUGUUUUUUUGUGACCGAAAUGUUUAAUUUUUAAUGAGUUUAAGGAAGAAUUUUUUGGGGCAGCGCUGGUUUUCAGAGGAUCGUGGUCUCUGCAGCUCGGUAAGUGCUGGUGUCUGCAGAGCAUCGCUCGCUCUGGAUGAAGCAGCGUACCUGUGUCUGCAGAGCAUCGCUCGCUCUGGAUGAAGCAGCGUACCUGUGUCUGCAGAGCAUCGCUCGCUCUGGAUGAAGCAGAGUACCUGUGUCUGCAGAGCAUCGCUCGCUCUGGAUGAAGCAGCGUACCUGUGUCUGCAGAGCAUCGAUUGCUCUGGAUGAAGCAGCGUACCUGUGUCUGCAGAGCAUCGCUCGCUCUGGAUGAAGCAGCGUACCUGUGUCUGCAGAGCAUCGCUCGCUCUGGAUGAAGCAGCGUACCUGUGUCUGCAGAGCAUCGCUCGCUCUGGAUGAAGCAGAGUACCUGUGUCUGCAGAGCAUCGCUCGCUCUGGAUGAAGCAGCGUACCUGUGUCUGCAGAGCAUCGAUUGCUCUGGAUGAAGCAGCGUACCUGUGUCUGCAGAGCAUCGCUUGCUCUGGAUGAAGCAGGGUACCUGUGUCUGCAGAGCAUCGCUUGCUCUGGAUGAAGCAGCGUACCUGUGUCUGCAGAGCAUCGCUCGCUCUGGUUGAAGCAGCGUACCUGUGUCUGCAGAGCUUUGCUAGCUCUGGAUGAAGCAGAGUACCUGUGUCUGCAGAGCAUCGCUUGCUCUGGAUGAAGCAGCGUACCUGUGUCUGCAGAGCAUCGCUUGCUCUGGAUGAAGCAGCGUAGGCAUCACGCCUGCCCAUAUAAUGCUCCUUCCAUAUAUACUGUACUGCCACAUCGCUAUAUAGUGACUGUUCCUCGUAUGUAUAAAUAUAUAUCGGCGUGUAUCACGAUAAUGUGUAUCUCUCUAUACGUCGGGGGCCGUUCGGUCUCCGCGCCUCCCCUGGGCUGCUGGCCGUGGGUUAGCGGAAAGGGGUUGGAUAUUUUUUUAUAUAUAAAUAUAAAUUAACCCUGCGCACCUUGUGAAUGCUAAUAAAUAUUAUUUUAAAAACUCAAA
Spea bombifrons (plains spadefoot toad) is the source of this 3071-nucleotide messenger RNA. RefSeq names its product integrin linked kinase (gene ILK). Lineage: Eukaryota; Metazoa; Chordata; Amphibia; Anura; Pelobatidae. Gene Ontology annotation, molecular function: protein binding; protein kinase activity; ATP binding. Bases 99 to 1457 code for a protein of 452 amino acids. Gene Ontology annotation, biological process: cell-matrix adhesion; protein phosphorylation; substrate adhesion-dependent cell spreading. Gene Ontology annotation, cellular component: stress fiber; focal adhesion. The record is from RefSeq and is a predicted model, not a curated record. The transcript has 13 exons.